ACACGGGACCUGCUUCGAAGCCGCUUUGGCGCCAAAUCCUGAGGUUCUCUAAUGAUCUUGCUUCACCAUGGCUACAAAUAUGGAGGGGCUGGUUCAGCACAGAGUGGGGACCCAGCAGGUGGCUGAGGUACCACGUACACAGACUUCUCGGCCAGAAUCUCCAGGGAUGACCAGCCCCUCCCCACGCAUCCAGAUAAUCUCCACUGACUCUGCAGUAGCCUCACCUCAGCGCAUCCAGAUUGUGACAGACCAGCAGACAGGGCAGAAGAUCCAGAUAGUCACCGCAGUGGACACCUCUGGAUCCCCCAAGCAGCAGUUCAUCUUGACCAGCCCUGAUGGAGCUGGAACUGGGAAGGUGAUCCUGGCUUCCCCAGAGACAUCCAGUGCCAAGCAGCUCAUAUUCACCACCUCGGACAACCUUGUCCCUGGCAGGAUCCAGAUCGUCACAGACUCUGCUUCUGUGGAGCGUUUGCUUGGGAAGGCUGAGGUUCAGCGGCCCCAGGUGGUAGAGUACUGUGUGGUCUGUGGGGACAAAGCCUCUGGCCGUCACUAUGGGGCUGUCAGUUGUGAAGGCUGCAAAGGUUUCUUCAAAAGGAGCGUAAGGAAAAAUUUGACCUACAGCUGCCGGAGCAACCAAGACUGCAUCAUCAAUAAGCACCACCGGAACCGCUGUCAGUUUUGCCGGCUGAAGAAAUGCUUAGAGAUGGGCAUGAAAAUGGAAUCUGUACAGAGUGAACGGAAGCCCUUUGAUGUACAGCGGGAGAAACCAAGCAAUUGUGCUGCUUCAACUGAGAAAAUCUAUAUCCGGAAAGACCUGAGAAGUCCUCUGAUUGCCACUCCCACAUUUGUGGCAGAUAAAGAUGGAACAAGACAAACAGGUCUUCUUGAUCCAGGGAUGCUUGUGAACAUCCAGCAACCUUUGAUACGUGAGGAUGGUACUGUUCUUCUGGCCACAGAUUCCAAGGCUGAAACAAGCCAGGGAGCUCUGGGCACACUAGCAAAUGUAGUAACCUCCCUUGCCAACCUAAGUGAAUCCCUUAACAAUGGUGACACUUCGGAAAUGCAACCAGAGGACCAGUCUGCAAGUGAGAUUACUAGGGCAUUUGAUACCUUAGCUAAAGCACUUAAUACUACAGACAGCUCCUCGCCUCCAAGCCUGGCAGAUGGAAUAGACACCAGUGGAGGAGGGAGCAUCCAUGUCAUCAGCAGAGACCAAUCCACACCCAUCAUUGAGGUUGAAGGCCCUCUCCUUUCAGACACUCAUGUCACAUUUAAGCUAACAAUGCCCAGCCCAAUGCCAGAGUACCUCAAUGUGCACUACAUCUGUGAGUCUGCAUCCCGCCUGCUUUUCCUCUCCAUGCACUGGGCCAGGUCAAUCCCAGCUUUUCAGGCACUUGGGCAGGACUGCAACACCAGCCUGGUACGGGCCUGCUGGAAUGAGCUCUUCACCCUCGGUCUAGCCCAGUGUGCCCAGGUCAUGAGUCUGUCCACUAUCCUGGCCGCCAUCGUCAACCACCUGCAGAACAGCAUCCAGGAAGAUAAACUUUCUGGCGACCGGAUAAAGCAAGUCAUGGAGCACAUCUGGAAACUUCAGGAGUUCUGUAACAGUAUGGCAAAGCUGGAUAUAGACGGCUAUGAGUAUGCAUACCUUAAAGCCAUAGUUCUCUUUAGCCCCGAUCAUCCAGGUUUGACUAGCACAAGCCAGAUUGAAAAGUUCCAAGAAAAGGCACAGAUGGAGUUGCAGGACUAUGUUCAGAAAACCUACUCGGAAGACACCUACCGAUUGGCCCGGAUUCUUGUCCGCCUGCCAGCACUCAGGCUGAUGAGUUCCAACAUAACAGAAGAACUUUUUUUUACUGGUCUCAUUGGCAAUGUUUCGAUAGACAGCAUAAUUCCCUACAUCCUCAAGAUGGAGACGGCAGAGUACAAUGGCCAGAUCACCGGAGCCAGUCUAUAGUGCACACCACACACCUGCUGAGGAGCAAAAAUGGCCUCCCGGGACCGCUCAGAGAAAAAGAAAAUGGAAGUAGUAGUAUUUUGGUAUGUGCAAAUAUUUCCAGUAUGUCCAUCAUUUCCUACCUGGUUUCUUCGUAUCUGUUAAUCCCAGGCAAUAGCAACUAAAAGACUAGUAGGAUCCUUUCCUGCCAUAAGAAAUGUUUUAAUGCCUUUUGAUGAAGCAGCAGAUUUUGGAACAAUCUUUUAACUCAAUUUGUAUUUAGAAAUUCUCAAAGGGCAAAAAACAAAGUUUUAUAAUGUCAGAGACUAGUAUUAAAACAAAGAACCUAAGAGAACAGUAUGUGUGUGUAUAUAUUUAAAAUGUCCGUGGAAUUAAUAGCUACUAAUUACCAGGGUAAUAAUAUUAGCACUUUCUAAGCACUUCUUAUCGAUACGUAAUGUUAGCAACAUCUUGUCUAUG
Molecule: messenger RNA, 2416 nt
Organism: Eptesicus fuscus (big brown bat)
Lineage: Eukaryota; Metazoa; Chordata; Mammalia; Chiroptera; Vespertilionidae
Gene: NR2C2
Product: nuclear receptor subfamily 2 group C member 2
Exons: 15
Coding region: 68-1957 (629 amino acids)
Biological process (GO): positive regulation of transcription by RNA polymerase II; positive regulation of embryonic development; anatomical structure development
Molecular function (GO): zinc ion binding; RNA polymerase II cis-regulatory region sequence-specific DNA binding; nuclear receptor activity
Source: RefSeq, a predicted model, not a curated record